Molecule: messenger RNA, 3110 nt
Organism: Calidris pugnax (ruff)
Lineage: Eukaryota; Metazoa; Chordata; Aves; Charadriiformes; Scolopacidae
Gene: BDKRB2
Product: bradykinin receptor B2
Exons: 2
Coding region: 190-1335 (381 amino acids)
Biological process (GO): immune response; neutrophil chemotaxis; G protein-coupled receptor signaling pathway
Cellular component (GO): membrane
Molecular function (GO): bradykinin receptor activity
Source: RefSeq, a predicted model, not a curated record
AAACUACAAUAUGGGACAAAAUCCAGGAAUAUGAUGUCAUCGACAGAGGGAUGAGUCUGUUCUGUUCAGGGAGGGGCAGAAAACCAGAAGUCAUACUCAUUCACACAACAGAAGGAGCUUGGCUGUUCCUGGAGACGUUUUGCACUUCCCUCAUUCGUGCCUGCCCAGUGGUGAAUUUGUAGUCAAGAAAUGGUUUCCAUCACAACUGAAAAUGUUACCCAGCUUUACAACACCACAGCCACCCAGGAGCUCACAGGCACUCCAGCAAAUUUCCACAAUAAUUCAGGAGUGCAUCAGCUGAGUCAAGAUAUAUGUAUUAAUCCACAUGUAUGGGAAUGGCUACAGGAUUUCCAGCCUGGAUUCCUCUGGGUUCUGUUUGUUCUGGGAGCAAUAGAAAAUUCCUCUGUCCUCAUCGUCCUAUGUUUCCACAAGAGUCGCUGCACAGUGGCUGAAAUUUACCUAGCAAACAUGGCACUCGCUGACCUAUUGUUAGUCUGUACUUUACCUUUCUGGGCCAUUAAUAUUACUAAUAAUUUUGACUGGCCUUUUGGCCUGUUCCUCUGUAAAGCUGUCAACAUAAUGAGUAGCAUGAACUUUUAUUCUAGCAUUUAUUUCCUGACACUAGUGAGCAUUGACCGCUACCUGGCCUUGGUGAAAACCAUGUCUCUUGGACGGAUGCGACGAACUGUCUGUGCCAAAUGGAAUAGCUUUGUAGUCUGGACGUGUGCUUUGCUCAUGUGUUCACCUGCAAUGGUGUUCCGAAAUUUGCAAUAUUACGAAGACUACAACGUCACAGCCUGCAUGCUUGUUUACCCAGCCAGCUACUGGAGGCCGGCAAACAACUGCUUGCUGAAUAUUGUGGGCUUUGUGAUCCCCCUCUGUGUAAUUACCUAUUGCACCUUGCAAAUCAUCAAAGCCUUACGAAGCAGUGAGCUACAAAAACUGAAGGUAGUCCAGACAGAGAGGAAAGCCACCAUGCUGGUCCUUGCUGUGCUCUUGCUGUUCGUCGUUUGCUGGCUUCCAUUCCAGAUCACCACAUUCAUCGACACAAUCUCUAGCCUCACACACACUUCCAAAUGCCUGGAACACAUCAAUGACUUACUGACGCAGAUUGCAGUGUUCUGUGCCUAUAGCAACAGCUGCCUGAACCCAAUCCUGUAUGUAAUUGUCGGGAAGCACUUCCAGAAGAAGGCUGUGGAAUUCUACAAGGACUUGUUCCCAAAGAGGUGCAGAAAAUCACAGUCUGUGCAGAUGGAAAAUUCCCUGGACACUUUAAAAACUUCCAUUUCAAGUGAAUACCCAAGGAAAAAGUCUGAUUUCCCAUUACCAAAAUAGCACAAUUUGUUCAUUGCAGGAAAAAAGCUUUCUAACAUAUCAGUCUCCAGUAACAUCCAUCUGCUACUGGUCCACAGAAUAAACGUGUGGUAGUAUUUGGUAUUUGUGUGAAACCAGUGGUUUGAUCUUAGUGGAAAAUCCAUCCAGAGACCUGCUUCUAAUGUUGUUGGACGUUUGUCAUAAUUGAAUCCUACUUUGUGGCAUACUUAAAUUUUCAUGGCUGAGUAUUUGAUGCACAUAUCCUUUGAAAUGUUUGCAUUUCUAAGGUGUACAUACACGUACAUACAGCUCUCUGAAUAGUAUAGAAGCUACUGUCAGGAUUGUGCAACUACUUAUGGUACCCAUACAGUUUGUAAGACUAAAUUCUUGAUUGGAGAGGCUUGUAGUUGAAUAAGCUCUCAUAAAGUAAUCUUGUAGGAGUAUUACUCAAAUGUAUUUUUAGAUGUUCCCAUCUUCUGGGCUUUUACUUUCUCUAUUCAGUCAUCCAAAACUAUUUUGAUUGAUUGAUAAGCUGUACCCUUUUGCAACCACUAUGCCCCUGCUAGUUACAGGUUUACAUCAGCUUGUAUGCAUGGAAAAAAGCUCAGAAAAGGUAAAGCAGAAAUGGAAGAAAGGUUGCAGCCAGCUGCAUGAAGUUAACUCAGUUUAGUUUGUACCAGGAAAUGCUCUUCCUCUUCUGCAUUGGGGUAAAAGCAUUCACUUACUCCUUCUGAGUGAAUGUUCUUUACAUUCGUACCUACACUUCAGCUCAAAGACUUAGGUUUUAAUAUUCACAAAACAUAAUUAAUAUUUGUAAUGUUAUUUAAUAGAAACAUAGAAGCUCAGCACAACUGGUAGAAUCUCACAAGUAGAAGAAACUGAGAAAAUGAAGGAGAGCAUCACGUAACUGCCUUAGAAAUCUGACUGAAGCUAAUAGGAGUCUUGAAAGUUCAAAGUAUUCAAAAAUGGUCUUUUCAGACUCUAAUAACACCUGCGUUUUAGUGUAGAAUUAGUCUGAGUGAUUUUAACGCAAGAUAGCUUUUCCCCAAUUGGACUAGAUUUAUGAUCCAAGUUGAGUUUACACAGAAGAUGAACCCACAGCAUACUGAACAUUCAGUAUACACUUUUACCUCUAGGAACCUUGAUCGAAAACUGAGUUGGAGAUGAUCUAAAAUCUUCUGGAACUAACAGAGCCUUUGUUCUUUUCAAAGCACUUAAGGUUACAACCUUAAAAGCACCAAGGGGAAUGGAGUUUGGUGACAUAAGUAAACUCAGACUGCUAUUGCAUGGUCUUUACUCAUCAGAGCUUGAAUAGGGCAAGAAAGUUCCAUUUAAGAUGGGAAAUUUGUAUUAAAACUUUGAAUAAUUAAACCCCCAAAAUGCUCUAGAAGCGUGUGGAUGUGCUAUAAAAACUGUGGGAUUUAGAUUACUGUAGAUGAUUUAUAGAAAAUUUCCAUAGGUUUUCUUUAAUUAUCCAGUAUAAUCCUACAUCAUAAAUACUUCUAUUGUUCAUUCUUUAUAUUGUCCAAGACACCUAUAACGAAACACUGCUAGGCUUUGUUAUCUCCAGUGUUAUCUCCAGUGAACAGCAUGCUGUUCGUGCAAUGUUUAAAUAAAAGAAACUGCAUUAAAAGGUUAUUGAGGCAAUAGAAGAGAUUUUUGAGUAUUUGGUACUGAGAAGUAAAAUAUAAAAAUGUUAUUAUAUUAAUAUGUCAUUAAUUUAAAUCAUGUAAAUAUGUAGACACAUUAUUUUGCUAUGCAGUAAGCAUAUACAACAUAAAAUAAACUACUUUAAG